Glossina fuscipes is the source of this 1356-nucleotide messenger RNA. Its product is annotated as nuclear envelope integral membrane protein 1a-like. Lineage: Eukaryota; Metazoa; Arthropoda; Insecta; Diptera; Glossinidae. Gene Ontology annotation, cellular component: nuclear envelope. The record is from RefSeq and is a predicted model, not a curated record.
AUGUCAGUGAUAUUAACUUUUUUCACGGUUGCGGUGCUUUCGCAAACUCCGGAAUCCAUAAUUGCCGAUAAAGUCAAUUAUGUGGAUCUUGGGAAAUUAUAUACAUAUAAGCCGAAGAGAAACUUUGGUCCAUUUACGAAAGAUAAUUUGUAUACGUUUUGUUAUCGUGCCAAAGAUAAAACUAUAAGCAGUUUAUUUGAAACUGUUAAGUUGCGGCUAAAUAUUGAAGGUGACAAUUAUAAACAGUAUGAUGGCGCCACACCGGACGAAGUCCGACAGCAUUACAAUCAAGAACAAUCAUUAUUUAGCUUGACUUUAUUCUCUCAAAAACGUGUACGUUUGCAUUUGUCAUCGUUUGUCUUCUCCAAUUGUUUAGGUAUGGCGUCUCAGAAUCCCUACACUUUAGAGCUGAAAAUAUUGCGUAUAGAUUUUUACCGAGUUAUACAGCUAUUGUUAGGCUACUUGGUGUUUCAAUAUGCCAGCAAUUUAAGCCAAAAUGCAAUAUUUUAUUAUGUGACGGGAAUUGUUUUGGGUAUAUGCUCAUUGUUUAUGCUCCUCAUAUGGUUGACGAGUAGCAAAUUAGUACCAAGACGCCCUGCCAUGUAUGGUAUUUUAAUAGGCGGUUGGACCGUAGGCUUGUGGAUGAUACAGCUACUAUGGAUGCAUAUGCCAGUUAUUAUCGUCACAUACAGAAUCUAUGUUUUCUGGUACAUAAUGAUAACUGGUUCAAUAUCAUUCAUUGUUUGUUAUCGUUGGGCUCCGCCAAUUAACCAACGUUCUAAGAACAUCACAAAAUGGCUAUUACAGUUGGCGUCUCUCACUAUGAUUUACUUUUCAAGCUUUUACGAAGAAGCAACAUCUGCAAUUAUUAUAACAGUAGUCGCGUCAAAGUGCUUUCCAAAAUCACUUUGGUAUAAAUGCCGCUCUUACCGGUUAAGAAAAUUUCCACCUAAAAUUCGUUUACUAACACUUGAUGAAUUUUAUGAGCAGGGUGUAUUUGAGACAAAGAAAGCUUUGGAAGAUCUCCGGAAAUAUGCGGCUAGACCCGAUUGCAAACAGUGGACGAUGAUGACUAAAUUACGCGUUCCUUGGCGUUUUCCGGCUUUUGUUGAGCGAGCCACAAAUUUAGAACAUGAAGAAGUUUUACGUUUCGAAUCUUUAAAAUAUUCCGCUGCUGAUGACGAAAAUAGUGAUAUUAGUACGGGCGAAAGCGAGAAUGAGGAAAAUCUGUGUAGUUCCUCCUUCACUAUAAAUGAUAAUGGAUACUCGUCGCGUACAAUACCCUCCUAUAUGUAUAGAGUAACAUCGAUACAUGAGCACCGUAGUACGAAUGAAUUUGAUGAUAAGGAUGUGUAA